AUGCCUGGCCUGUAUUGCCCAUCAACCUGGACUCCUCUGCCCCUCAAGGAUUCCCGGGUCCGGGCCUGUGCCAAUGGCCCUUGCUUGGGCCUCAGUGCCCACCUCACUUACCACAACCCAGCACCAGAGCCCGUAGAAGGGGUGUUUGUAUAUCCACUGGCUGAGGCAGAGGCUGAAGUGGUGUCUGGCUUUGAGGCAGAAGCAGCAGGAAGGCGGGUCUCCUUCCAGGUGCAAAGCCGCCACAGAAGCCCCAGUGAGCCCUGCUGCCGGGAGCUGCGUCCAGAGGCCGGCCUGCCUCGCCGUUGUGCCCAGGGUCAUUUGGUUCUUCAUCCAGCCCAGGCUCGCUCCACACUGGUGCUGCCCACAGGCCUCAUCGCCCCUGAAGGGACCAUUACCGUGUCACUGAGGAGCAGCCGAGAGCUUCACACGCGGCCAGAUGGGGCAAUACGUGUGGCCUUACCCUCCAUACUCACCCCCCUGGCCCAGUCCAGCCCAGCCAGACCCUCUGGCCUCUGUGACGACAGGUUGGGCCUAUGUCCCACCAGCUGCUUUGGGGUGGGCACUCCUGAGGAUGAGGGGCCUGCCCUGCAAGACUCACAAGCCCCCAGGGACAUGUUCUGUGGCCCUGCCCGGUGCCCAGGUCCAUACACUUUUUCCUUUGAGAUGCUGGUGACUGGACCGUGCCUGUUGGCAGGCCUGGAGAGUCCCUCCCAUGCCCUCCGAGCAGAUGCCCCACCUCAUGCCUGUUCUGCAGCCACUAUCUGUAUCACCCUGGCCGAAGGGCACCCCUGUGACCGGGCUCUGGAGAUCCUGUUGCACCCCAGUGAGCCUCACCAACCGCACCUGAUGCUGGAGGCGGGUGGUCUGAGUGCGGCAGAGUAUGAGGCCCGAGUGAGGAGCCGAAGGGACUUCCAGCGUCUCCUCCGAAAAGACAGUGAUGGGGAUCGACAGGUGUGGUUCCUGCAGCGUCGCUUCCACAAGGACAUUCUCCUGAACCCCGUGUUGGUCCUGAGCUUUUGUCCAGAUCUGAGCUCAGGCUCCCUGGAUCCUGGCUCAGCCACGAGGGAGUUUCUCUUCCUAGUGGACAGCCGAGGGGUCACUUACAAGGAAGCACUUCUCCUUGCAGUGAAGUCUCUCCCGCCUCAGACACUCAUCAACAUUGCUACGUUCGGUUCCUCUGUGCACCCGUUCUUCCCUGGCAGCCAACCCUGUAACGAUCAUACUGUACAGUUGGCCUGUGAGGGCAUUGAAGCGCUGCAGACAGGAUGGGAAAAGCCUGAUGUGCUGGCUGGGCUUCGAUGGGCCCUGGAGCAGCCAGGGCAACGAGGCCACCCCCGACAGCUGUUCCUGCUCACUGCUGCAAUUCCUACUGCUUCUGCCACCCACCAUACUCUUGAGUUCAUGAGACACCAUGGAGGCAUGGCCAGGUGCUUCUCCUUCGCGCUGGACCCUGCCUGCUGCCAGCUGCUCCGGGGUCUGUCUGCCCUCAGCCGGGGUCGUGCUUACUUCCUGGAUCCUGGGGAGAGGUUGCAGCCCAUGCUAGUGAGGGCACUUCGAACUGCACUGGAGCCGGCCCUGAGUGACAUUUCUGUGGACUGGUUUAUGCCUGACACUGUGGAGGCGAUGCUGACGCCCCGAGAGAUCCCCACGCUUUAUCCAGGAGACCGACUGAUUGGCUACUGCUCCCUCUUCCGUGUGGAAGGCUUCCGACCCCGACCAUCUGCGGGUCAAGAGCACGGAUGGAGGAGCUCAGGUGGCUCUGUCUUCCCAUCUCCAGAAGAGCCAUCGGCCACUAGUCACGGCACUGAGGCAACAGGGGCCACAGACCCCCAAGAGACCGGCAUGGCCUCUGCUGGGCACUCCAGCCACUAUGGUCCUGGGGACUCGGAGAGGAGUGAGUGUGGGUGGGAAAGCCCACUGGGGAUAGGGAAGGAGAAGCUCGGGGCCUACAUUUCCAUAUUCCCAGCAGGUGCUGAUGUCCCUACAGAUCCAGUCACUGACCCUGGGCCAGACCCUCCAUCAGAUGCAGCAAUCUGGCGGCGGAUCUUUCAUUCCUCCUACAUCCGUGAGCAGUAUGUCCUGACACUAUGUUCUACCAGCCCAGAGCCAGGCCCUGGCUCCCCAGGCAGCAGUGAGUCCCCAGGAUCCUGGGGCCCUGGCUCUCCUGAGAACAGUGUCCCCCCAGUUCUCCCUUCUCAGCAGGGCCACCGAAGCCUGGCUUGGGGAGACGCUGCUGCUGCUGCUGCCACCAGUCACUCCUGCCCACUGCCCCUGUCAGCCCCAUUCACGGCUCCACCCCUAGCCCUAGAAAGGCCAGGCCAACUUUCCAAAACGGCUUUCACAGGGCGCAGCCUCUCAACCCCCCAGGGUGAAAAGGACUCUGUUCUCCACCCCAGAAGGAACAAGUCCCUGGGUGGACAGCUGGAUAAACAAAGCCCAGAGCAAAGGCAGCAGCUUCACAGAAGUCUGGAUGACUCAGGAAACCUGCUCUCCCCGACACCCCUGGAUUGGGACAUGCUGGUGGAGCCCCCCUUCAUGUUUGCCCCCUCACCAUCUGCAGAAGAGGCUGCCCCUUCCCCCACAGCCCCACCUCCUCCACCCCUGCCCCAACCCCCACGGUGUCAUGUGGCAGUCCGAGCACUGCAGGAUGGGAGGCCUGUGUGCUGGGAGGUGGGCGCUGGCUUAGAGCCGUUCCUAGGGAGCCCAGAAGAUUCUCUGCCACCAUCUCCUGAGAGGGGAGACGCAUGGGACCAAACCCUGCACCGGCUGACGGCAGCCUCUGUGGUCCGAGACAAUGAGCAGCUGGCCCUGCAGGGGGCAGAGCCAGGUCCCAUCCGCCGCUUCCGGCUCAGAGCCCUCCAGACGAGCAAAGCUACUGCUGCCACCUCCCUGUUCACCUACCCAGUGGCUGUGGAUGCCAUCACCCGGGAGGCCCUCCCUGUGGCACUGCAAAUUCACAGAUCAGAGUCAGUGCUGCCAGCCCCAAUACCUGCCACCUCUGCAGACUCUCCUGAAGCCCCUGGUCACCCUGAGGGGCUUGCGGACAACUCCUCGGCUAGCUCCCGGGACUCCGAGAACAGCACCAGUUCAAGGCUCAGCUGGAGGAGGUUUGGUUCUGGCCGAAGACUCCACAGCCCAGAGCCUAACCGGAGUCUGGCUGGGGAUGGUGCCAAGAGAAGCAGUGACUCUGACUACCUCCCAUUGGUGAGGCUGCAGGAAGCUGCUGGCUCCUUCUGCUUAGACGGCCCCUUCUGCGUGGCAGUACAGAUCCCCCAUGAGAGGCUGUGCAGGGCCUCGCCCUUCCCGGCACACCGGGCCACCCUCAGCCCAGCCUCUGCCUCCUCACCGUGGGCUCUCCUGGGCCCAGGCUCUGGGGACAGGGUGACGGCUUCGGGCAGCCAGUCCCCCAGCACAGGCUCAGAGGGACCGGGCCAGGUGGACAGUGGGCAUGGGUCUGACACGGAAGCCUCGGAGGGUGCCGAGGGCUCGGGGAGCCCUGACCUGCGGGGCCGGAGCUGGGCCACAGCUGUCGCGUUGGCCUGGCUGGAACACCGCUGCACUGGCACCUUUGGGGAGUGGGAGCUGGUGGCGGCCAAGGCCGACAGCUGGCUGAGGGCCCAGUGCCUGCCUGACCAGCUAGAGUUGGCUGCCCUCAAGGCUGCUGCCCGAGGUCUCUUCCUGCUCCUCCGCCACUGGGACCAGAACCUCCAACUGCGCAUGCUGUGCUACAGCCCUGCCAACGUCUGAGGGCCAAGACUGG
This is a messenger RNA of Trichosurus vulpecula (common brushtail), 3760 nucleotides long. It is a transcript of the gene VWA5B2, whose product is annotated as von Willebrand factor A domain containing 5B2. The record is from RefSeq and is a predicted model, not a curated record. Lineage: Eukaryota; Metazoa; Chordata; Mammalia; Diprotodontia; Phalangeridae. The transcript has 19 exons. The coding region runs from base 1 to 3747 and encodes 1248 amino acids.